Populus nigra (black poplar) is the source of this 730-nucleotide messenger RNA. RefSeq names its product auxin-responsive protein SAUR21-like. Lineage: Eukaryota; Viridiplantae; Streptophyta; Magnoliopsida; Malpighiales; Salicaceae. Bases 284 to 559 code for a protein of 91 amino acids. The transcript has a single exon. Gene Ontology annotation, biological process: response to auxin. The record is from RefSeq and is a predicted model, not a curated record.
UUUUAUAAAAAAAAUCUAUAUUCAUCUAGUAGUUGGAAGACAGAACCAUGUGAUAUUACAUGAACUAUGUCUGAAGGAAAGCCCUGCUGAUGAUUCUUCGCCAUAAACUGAUCCAGAUGUUAGAGGAUCCUUUCAUCUGUAUAUUACCCAUACUCUUGGGUCACACUAAACAAUCUCAACUCAAACCUUCACAUUCUUUACUGAGAUCUUCUCUUUGAACAACAGACCUCUUGAUUUCUUUUUCACUCGCCCUGUUCUAUACAGAUAAACCAACAAAAAGACCAUGGCCAUUCGUUUGACUGGAAGUCUUGCCAAGCAAUUUCUCCGCCGUUCUUCAAAAUCUUUUGAUGUGCCAAAAGGUUUCUUACCAGUAUAUGUUGGGGAGACCGAAAAGAAGAGAUUUGUGGUUCCAGUAUCCUAUUUGAACCAGCCUAUAUUUCAAGGUUUGCCAAGUAAAGCUGAAGAGGAGUUUGGUUUUGAUCAUCCAAUGGGUGGUUUGACAGUUCCUUGCAGAGAAGACACCUUUAUACAUGUCACUUCACGCUUGUGUGGAUCAUAAGCAAUAGCAGUUAAGCCUUUCACUGAAGAGUGAAAAAAAAUUUGCUUAGCAGGAGUUGAAAUUCAAUGUAAAAAAAAAUCUCUCUUUUUUAACUGAAAAGCUUUGUAAGAAGAUUAAGAGAAUCUUCAUGUACGAAACUUAUGAAUAGACAAUGUUGCUUUGUUGCCAAAA